AUAUAUUAUCUUCUUGGUACAGAUUCCUCGCUUGGUUUGGAUGCAUUCUGAUGAGAUGGAGGAUAUUCAAGAGGCACAUGUUGGGCAAAUAGUUGCUGUAUUUGGUGUGGAUUGUGCAUCAGGAUAUACAUUUACUGAUGGGUCAGUUAAAUCCACAAUGACUUCUAUGAAUGUCCCUAAGCCAAUGAUGUCUUUAGCCGUUCAACCAGUUUCAAAAGAUUCAGGAGGACAAUUUUCAAAGGCUUUGAAUCAUUUUCAGAGAGAGGAUCCUACUUUGUGUCCUUUGUAACAGGUUUGUGAACCAUUUAUUUACUAGCAAACAGCAGUUUUAAAACCCACUGGGAAAAA
Quercus robur (English oak) is the source of this 348-nucleotide messenger RNA. Its product is annotated as elongation factor G, mitochondrial-like. NCBI's taxonomy places the organism in Eukaryota, Viridiplantae, Streptophyta, Magnoliopsida, Fagales, Fagaceae. Bases 41 to 289 code for a protein of 82 amino acids. The transcript has 5 exons. Gene Ontology annotation, cellular component: mitochondrion. Gene Ontology annotation, molecular function: translation elongation factor activity; GTPase activity. Gene Ontology annotation, biological process: mitochondrial translational elongation. The record is from RefSeq and is a predicted model, not a curated record.